Messenger RNA from Chelonoidis abingdonii (Abingdon island giant tortoise), 891 nucleotides. Its product is annotated as glycine-N-acyltransferase-like protein 3. Gene Ontology annotation, molecular function: glycine N-acyltransferase activity. Gene Ontology annotation, cellular component: mitochondrion. NCBI's taxonomy places the organism in Eukaryota, Metazoa, Chordata, Testudines, Testudinidae. The record is from RefSeq and is a predicted model, not a curated record.
AUGCUGAUCCUGAGCUGCUCCUCCAAGCUGCGGCUGCUGGAAGGGACACUAUGGAGGGGCCUGCCUGAUAUAUUGCUGGUCUCUGGCACUGUGAUUACCAUAAACUGGGGGAAACCGGCUGCACAGGAGGUGCUGGUGGAUUCAUGGCCCAAGUUCAAAGUCAUCCUCACCCAGAUGUGCAGAAAGGUGUCUCUAGAUGACUCUGAUUUGUACACCAACACAUACACAGUGUACUACCGGGACCUAGGUGCCAGCCGGGCCCUGCUGGCCAGUGCAUGUGCUGUCAACUGGGGACAGACCUUCCGCAUCCUUGGGCUCCAGGAUGGAGUGUACGAAGUCUGCAAGGACAUCGCCAAGGCUAAGGGGAUCAAGCUGGAGGUGUUGCGCUACUUCACCUAUUUUCACCCAGAUCCCAGCUCCACGCCUGAGAUCUGGCUGGACCCGGCCAUGAAGCUCUCAUCCCUGGAUGUCUCUCACGCUGACCUGCUGAAUGAGACGUGGGUCUUUGGGGGGAAUGAGAAAAGCAGGAAGUACUUGGCCAACCUGAUCUGUCACUUCCCUAGUGUCUGCCUGCUCGAUGCUGCUUGGCACCCAGUCAGCUGGAUCACUUCUUAUCCGUUUGGUGCCAUGGGGCUUUUCUACACUCUGCCCCAGCACUGGCAGUGCGGCUACAUGGGGAUGCUGAAUAAUUUGUUAAUCAAGCGGUUGCACACACUAGGCUAUCCCAGCUAUGGCUGUGUGGCCGUGGAGAACUACCCCAUGCAGAGGUUGCAGGAGAAGCAGGGCUUCCAGCGCCAGCCCAACCUGUGGUACGUCAUUCUUCACAACCCAGCAUUGGGGAAAGUCCCCAUGUUAACCCCCAGGCCAGCACCAGGCACAGCCCCUGCAUGA